Messenger RNA from Purpureocillium takamizusanense, 2565 nucleotides. RefSeq lists its product as uncharacterized. Gene Ontology annotation, molecular function: cyclic pyranopterin monophosphate synthase activity; GTP 3',8'-cyclase activity; 4 iron, 4 sulfur cluster binding. The transcript has 2 exons. Gene Ontology annotation, biological process: Mo-molybdopterin cofactor biosynthetic process. The coding region runs from base 241 to 2289 and encodes 682 amino acids. The record is from RefSeq and is a predicted model, not a curated record. NCBI's taxonomy places the organism in Eukaryota, Fungi, Ascomycota, Sordariomycetes, Hypocreales, Ophiocordycipitaceae.
GGAAGCUGCAACUGACAAGCCGCGGGAUCAGACUCUCUUACAAAACAGAGGCAUAUUAGUGUUGCCAGCACAUACGCCAUCGUCAUGGAUGCGGCGUAGGAGGCUGGUCGCGGUAAUAUCUCUUUACUCGAUCGAGGCUUCCUCCGUGCCAGCUGCCUGGUCGCACCGCCACGGGGCACCUCCGCUCCGCGCCUCCACGCCCGACGCCCGACCGAGGGGCCGCGCACCGGCAAACCCAACAUGCAGGUCACCCCCCGGGCCAUGUUGGCCACAGCGCUGCGCCCGGCGAGCCUCCGCUAUCACAGGCCGUCAUCCGCCUCUUGGGCUUCCAUUACCAGGCUGAGAUGUCUCGGGACUGCGUCGCUGGCCCACGAUGCGGUCGCCUCCGAGGUGGCGACAUCCGCCGCGCCAACAACUUCGUCGUCGCGGCGAGAGCGCCUCCGCCGCGCAAAGCCCUUUUCCGAGUUCUUGACCGACACGUUUCAUCGGCAACAUGAUUAUCUGCGUAUAUCGGUCACAGAGCGCUGCAACCUUCGCUGCGUGUAUUGCAUGCCCGAGGAAGGCGUUCCUCUAUCGCCGAACAGGGAGCUGCUUACGACACCCGAGAUCGCGAUGCUGGCGUCCCUUUUCGUCGGGCAAGGAGUGAGCAAGAUUCGUCUUACAGGCGGCGAACCCACCGUCCGCCGAGACAUUCUUCCCCUGAUGCAUCAAAUUGGAGCGUUGCGGCCACAGGGGCUCCGGGAAUUGUGCAUCACAACGAACGGUAUCUCUCUCCACCGGAAGCUGGACAGCAUGGUCGAGGCGGGGCUGACGGGUGUCAACCUCAGUCUCGACACGCUGGACCCGUGGCAGUUCCAGAUCAUGACUCGCAGGAAGGGAUUCGACGCGGUUCAGAAGAGCAUCGAGAGGAUUCUGGAACUCAACAAGCAAGGCGCCGGCAUCAAGUUGAAGAUCAACUGCGUCGUCAUGCGCGGGGUCAACGACCGCGAAGUCAUCCCUUUUGUCGAAAUGACGCGGGAGAAGGAUAUCGAGAUCCGCUUCAUCGAGUACAUGCCGUUUGACGGCAACAAGUGGAAUCAGGGCAAGAUGUUCAGCUACGCGGAGAUGUUGGACUUGAUCAGGUCAAAGUACCCAGAGCUCGAAAAGGUACAGGAUCACAAGAACGACACGAGCAAAACGUGGCGCAUACCUGGCUUUACGGGCCGCAUCGGCUUCAUCACGAGUAUGACACACAACUUUUGCGGAACCUGCAACAGGCUCCGCAUCACAGGCGACGGGAACCUCAAAGUGUGUCUCUUCGGAAACGCCGAGGUGUCACUGAGAGACAUUCUGCGCAAGUCCAACAGCGGCGAGCCGAUUGACGAAGAGGCUUUUGAGGCCAUGAAGCAGAUCGAGAUGGAUCGUCGGCAAGGCUUGGUGGCCUCGGGCCAGCCGCUGGGAAUCGCGCCCAACGAAGCGGAGCUUCUCGACGUCAUCGGCGCCGCGGUAAAGAGGAAGAAGGCGAAGCACGCGGGCCUGGGGGAGUUGGAGCACAUGAAGAACCGACCAAUGAUCUUGAUAGAUGAUUUACGUGCGUCGCUUACUGGGCCCAUGCCUGCCAAGAUGCGACUACAGGUGAGCGGCGCCAUGGCUCAUCUAUUACGGCCUGGCGUUCAGGGAACAAUGAGGGGGCACUUGGGCGAGCAUCGGCGGUCUCUGUGCACGUCCCGGCGCAUGGCCAAGGACAAUGGCCAGGGCUCAUCAGGACCUCCGCACGGGCAGGGCGGCGGGGAAGGGGUCCAGCUGACGCACGUCUCCGAGGCGGGCUCGGCUCGGAUGGUGUCCAUCUCUGAGAAGCAGGUGACGUCGCGCGUGGCCACGGCGGCGUGCAGCGUGCGCUUCUCCAGCGGCAAGGCGCUGAGGCUCAUCCGGGAGAACCAGAUGAAGAAGGGCGACGUGCUGGGGGUCGCCCGGGUGGCGGGCAUCAUGGCGGCCAAGCGGACGCCGGACCUGAUACCGCUGUGCCACCCAAUCGCCGUGUCGCACGUCUCGGUCGACCUGGAGGCGACGGGGGCCGAAGACGACGGCGACGGCGGGGGACCGUCGGGAGGAUCGCCGGGCAUCGAGAUCCGGGCGACGGUGACGUGCGACGGCAAGACCGGGGUGGAGAUGGAGGCCAUGACGGCGGCGUCGGCGGCGGCCCUGACUGUAUACGACAUGUGCAAGGCGGUGGACAAGGGGAUGCGCAUCGAGGGUCUGCGGGUGGUGCUCAAGGACGGCGGCAAAAGCGGGCGCUGGGAGAUGGAGUAGUAGUGGCACUUCGUUACGAAGUACCAAGGUAGCAGCAGAGUCGUCGACGAGGGGCAUCGAAGUCAGUCAGGCAUGCAGGCAGCUGGGGGUGGCGCAUGCGAGUAAUUGCAGAUGCGUCUGGAGAGCGUCGAACGUGCAUGGCAGGGCGCACUGGAAAGCAGAAGCCACCUUGGCAGCCCGCCACGCGCAGAAAAACUAACGUUAAUAAGUUGGACGGACGAGGCGGCCAUGUCUUGCUGCCGUCGCAGCGUGGAUAUUGAGUACGGCAUAUUGUAG